Messenger RNA from Drosophila willistoni, 3110 nucleotides. RefSeq lists its product as uncharacterized. The transcript has 7 exons. Gene Ontology annotation, molecular function: protein binding. Lineage: Eukaryota; Metazoa; Arthropoda; Insecta; Diptera; Drosophilidae. Bases 171 to 3110 code for a protein of 979 amino acids. The record is from RefSeq and is a predicted model, not a curated record.
AAAACUUUCUAUUUUCGACAAAAUAUCUUUGAAGCUAACGCAAAGAUUUAGUGACGUCAAAAAAGUGCGCGAUAACGAAGGUCGUAAGCAUUUGAAACAAAGAAAAAACCUUGCUUGUAGACAACGCAAAGAAAUUAAUUGCAAUCUGAAUAUCAUAAAACAAAAGCCAAAUGUUGCUUGGAGGUAUUAUUCAGGCGCCUGAAAGGGAGAAGAUUACCCUAGGCGGUGACAAAAUGAUUAAACUGCGACCAUAUGUGCCCUCGAAACGCAUUGCCAUACGGGAUUCAUCAAUUGAUGAGGACAUCAGUGAUGAUGUGGACGAUGAGGUCUUCAUCAAGGAUGCCAGAUCGGCCAAGCGAAGUGAAGAGCAGGGCUUGAAGCGUCCCUUGAUGGCACCACGACGUAAACACAGCUCGGGUUCCACAGAUUCUGGACCCAUUAUGAAACAGCACAAGCGGCGUCGAUGUUGUCGUUGCUGUGAGCCCUUCUGCUAUGCUUUGGCUGCUUUGACUGUGCUGUGCGCCCUGCUCAGUUUGGCUGCCCUUAUGUUGACACUCUUCCCCCUGCCUCUGCAAAGAAUUAAGCAUUGGUGGCGUCAGGAUCCGCAAUUUGGUGGUAUUACAAACGUUGCUUACGGCAGUAGUAUGGGCAGUGAAUUUGUUCCUUGCACUCAGAUCAGUGUACAAAAGCGUUGGACUCGCAGUCUAGCGCGAAUGAAUAGUGAGAGCCCAUUGCGGGCAGCGGAUCUCAAUGGAGAUGGCAUACAGGAUGUGAUAUUUGGAUAUGGUGUUGAUGAUAAUAUCCACUAUGAGGGCAUUCCCCUGCCGCGUUGCAAAUCUGCCCAGCAAAAUGACGAGGUACCAUGUGAAGGAGGCGUUGUAGCCCUCAACGGACGAGAUGGCUCCACGUUGUGGCAAUCGUGGAGUGUGGCGAAUGUUUUCUCUCUGCAUUGCAACGCAGAUGUCGAUGGUGACGGGGGCACAGACUGUGUGGCUGCAGGACGUUUGGGUAUGAUUUAUGCAAUUAAUGGACGAACUGGUACGGUUAUUUGGACCUUUCAUGAACUGGAAGUUGAAACGAAUUCGCCCAUUGUGAUGGAUUUGUAUACCAUCAAUGUGCUUAGGGAUUUGGAUGAAGAUGGUGUACCAGAGCUCAUCGCUGCACAUCUGGAGGAACGUGAAGAAUCGAAGGCUGGUCACAUUAAGCUGAUCUCGGGCAAAACUGGCAAAGUGAUUCGUACUAUACCCACACCCUAUCGUGAGGAGAUGUUUGUACCCAUUCAAUUAAUAACACAAGCUGAUGGCACCGAAUUACUAUUGAUUCUAACCGGCGGACAAAAUACACCCGGAGGUGUCUAUUCCUUGAGAUUACAUUCCCUUAUGGCUCAUACAAGUGAGAAGCAUUUCACUCCUCUAUAUAGGCAGACGGGUUCAGGUCUCAUGGUUCCCGCAGUGCUUAGUGAUCUUAAUGGCGAUGGCGUUGCCGAUGUUAUCGUUGCUGCUUUCAAUAGUUCGGUUUAUGCAUUUGAUGGUAAAAACUAUAGCAUGAUGUGGAACUACACGUUCCCGGUUAGUGAAUGCGUCAGUGCCAUUGUGCCGGGUCAUUUCAACCACGAUAACGUCACGGAUUUUAUGGUUAAAUACAAUAUGGGUCCUGGUUUCCCAGUCUAUUACUACUCUCAGACGACAAUUUUGGAUGGACGCACUGGCCAGCCGCUGCUCAAUGCCAUGAUGUUGGAUGCUGGUGGGGCAAAUAGCCUGUUGGGUGGCGUGUCUAUAUCCCAGAGUUUUGGCGGUGAUUUCUAUUUGCAUUGGCAACUCCAAUGCCGAAAUCGUCCAAAUGCAAGAGAUGCCUAUGAAUUUGUACCCGAUAGCGAUUUUAUACUUCAAGCCCGGGCCGAUACCUGUCGGUUGAGGUAUAAUGAAUCUACUGUAUUGAAACUUUAUGCCAUAGCGAGGCAUAUAGAGCCACCUGGAGCUGAUCUCUUUAGCACAGAUGAUUUGGAAGUACAAUUGAAUCGCACACAAAGGCCGGCAGCUACGGGCAAACAGUCACCACUAAAGCAUCCAAAGCUUCUCAAGAAAUUACUGGCUAAUCGGGAGCAAUUACUUCGGGAAGCAGGAGGUAACACCGAGAGAUCGAAACAUCAUAAGCAUGCGCUUCUUGAGCAGCAAUUGCAAGAACUUUUGCCUCAAGAGUUGCCGAACGAUAACUUCGGUGGUUUUCUUAAGGAGCAGCAGCAGCCUUACAAGGAAUUUAGGGACUAUGAAAGUGGGCCAGCAGCUAUACAACCGGUGGACAAUCCAAAUCCCAUGCGUGUGCCCGAGGAAUAUGAACUGGUGUACAAUGAUGAAGUGCCUCAGCUGUUGGGCGAUCAAAACGAACGACCCAUACACUUACGAAGCAAAUAUCCCAGUGAAAUUAGUCGGGAUGUGCGUAGCGGCAACUUGGAUGUAAGCUCAUCGACAACCAGUUUACCCUUUGCGGGACAAUCUCCCGUUAGUCUAUGGGAUCUUGAGUUGGACAAUGAGAAGAUAGAACGGCAACAAGAAGCAGAUGAAGCCGAUGCCAGCCAAACUCAUAAACGAAGACGUCGGCGUCAGCGCCGAGAGGAAGACUCUUCCACAGCCAGCACGACAACUAGUCGAACUAGAGAAAAUGUAUCUGAUUCCUCGAAUUCGGCAGGCUGGUAUCUAGCAUCUAUUUCAUCCACCGGUGUGCUGCUCAAAGCCUUGAGCAAUCUCACAUCCUCAAUAGACUUUGCCUUUGUGCUAAACAUAAGGGAAUCGGAGGCGUAUCCACCGCUGUUCUCGCCGCAGGAUCUCAGCUGUGUCGAAGAGAAGAUAAGCGCCUAUAAGACCUACACCAUGGACAAUUUGCGCGUCUUACGCAAACAAUUCCUCAAGCAGUGCCUCAGCGAGCGCCUGGUGGAUUCUGAACCCGCCUUGCCAAAAUAUGAGUCCCAGUUAAUAGUUACAAGGAUUGGGAUUACCUGCACCUGCCGCUCGCUUCAACCAGGUGAAGUUUGCUCCGAGCUGGAUCACAUUGAUGCCCAGCGUUGGACCGAGUUCAUGGGCAAUGAUGGACAUGGUUACUACACUAAUAACUAG